Molecule: messenger RNA, 9907 nt
Organism: Brassica rapa (field mustard)
Lineage: Eukaryota; Viridiplantae; Streptophyta; Magnoliopsida; Brassicales; Brassicaceae
Product: probable serine/threonine-protein kinase At1g09600
Biological process (GO): positive regulation of transcription elongation by RNA polymerase II; protein phosphorylation
Cellular component (GO): cyclin-dependent protein kinase holoenzyme complex; nucleus
Molecular function (GO): RNA polymerase II CTD heptapeptide repeat kinase activity; ATP binding
Source: RefSeq, a predicted model, not a curated record
CAUCUAAUUAUUGAUAGCCCAAUAAAAAUUUCUUGUAUGCCCAAAAUUUAAAUGAUAAGAUUAGAAAUAAAUGUAACAUGACUUUCUAGAAAUAUAUCUAUUAGAUAUAAUUUUUAAAAAAUAACAUAUGAAUCAAGGUUGUGAUUUGUGUUUUAAUAUAUAAGAUGACAUUACAUGUAAUUAAUUCAGGCAAGGAACAGUUUUUAAUAAAGGUUGCGAGAAGAGCUCUAAUGAUGAUAUAUAAGCAAAUACAUUCUUAUUAAUCACACAUGAACACAUGAAGAUAAAGUUAUUUAAUAAAAAUGCUCUCCAAAUAACAAAAAGAGGAUAAACAUCAAAAAGAAGUUCAAAAACAGUUACAUACUUCAACCAGAAACCUAAAGGAUGAGUUCACUCUAAUUUCAAGCAACUUCAUAUAUUGAUUUUUUUUCUUUACAACAAGUAAUCACUUAUAUAUUAUUUGAGAAACAUUAUAUCAUUGAAGCUAUGACAUGUGUUAUCAUCAAAAUAAUUAUUAGAUUCUUUAAAAAAUAUGUUGGUUCAUCUAAACAUAUAUUAUAGUUCUCAUUAAACUAAGUUAACUAACCAUUAAAUUAAAUAUUAAUGUACAAAAAAACAUUCAAACAUUCUUCUUUAUUUCCUUAAAUAGAAACUAUGUAAUUACCUAAUGUGAUUAAGAUAUAUAUUAAAUUAAUUAUUUUAAAUAAUAAAGAUUUGAUAAAAAUUUGUAUAUCCUCUAUGAUCAUUUUUAUCAUUUUUAUAUUAUUAAAAUAAAAAAUCACUUUAAUCAUAUAAUAAAUAUUAGUUUUUUUCGUAUAAGUUCUAUUUUAAGUUUAUUUAAAAGGGUUAUAAAUUACAAAAACUAUUACAAGUCUCACACUGAUGACAAGAAAGUUAAAAAUCUCACAUUAAAUUUUUUAUGAUUAGUUGUUUAAAUUUUUUUUAUAAUCCAAUACAAAUGAUCAUAAAAUAUAUGAGUAGAAAGUUUCAUCUAAUAGAUUUUCAAAUUAAAACAUAUAUAUAUAUAUAUAUAUAUAUAUAUUUUUUUUUUUAAUAUUGUUUAAAUUCAAAUAUAUUACAUAUAAAAAAACAGAAUAUCUUAAUUUCAAAUUUUCAUUGAAAAAUACUGAGAACUUAAAAUUUUAUUCGAAAUUUGCAUACAGAUUUUUAAAAUGAUUAUAAAUUACUAAAACUAUAAAAUUACAAAUUGAAAAUUUUGUAACAAAUGUUUAAAAACAUAUAAAUCCUCAUACAACAAUAUGCUUAUAAGACCUUAUUUAAUAAUUACUCAUAGUAAAAAUAUAAUAUAUAUUAAUAUCAUUUAACUGUAAUUGUAUACCAUAUAAAAUUGAUAAAAGUUAAUGUUUUGAUUUACUUAGCAUAAAAUGAUCGUAAAAAAAGAAGAGUCAUUAUUUUGAGUUAUGCUUUCUCGCUAGGGGUGUUCAAUGCGGAAUUCGGGUCAACAUUGGUUCAGUCUUCUCGGUUUUUUGUUAUUUCGGUUUAUAAGAAAUCACUACCAUAUUAAAACCCUAUCUAAUUUGGUUUGAUUCGACUUAUAUACCGUCUAUUUUAAGUUUAUUUGGUUUUAUAAUAAAAACAAUAAAUAUAUUAAGUAUAUUUAUCUUUUUAUAAAGUUUGUGAAUUUUACUUUAUACGAUUAGAUAUUCGCUUUAAUAAAACAUGAAAAUAUUCAUGUAUUUAAAUAGACUAUUUUUCUCUUUUUCUUUUACUAUGUAAAAUAGUAGGUAAGCAUAUUAAAUUAAUAAUAAUAAUAGUUUUUAUAGAAUUAAAAUAAGAAAAAAACAGUAAUUCAUAAUAUUAUUAAUUAAUUAAAUAUGGCGCACAUAUUUGUUAAAGAAAAUGUAAAAAUUACGUUUUUUAAUUUGAUAAAAAUGAAAAAUAACUUUUAACUUAAAACAAAAUAUUAAACUACUAAAAUCAAAAUUUUAAGUAUGAAGAUUGUAUCAAUAAAAUACAUUAUGUAUAUAAUUAUUAAUUAUAUUAUAUAAUUUAUAUAUAGUUAUACUAAUAUAUUUAAUUAAUUAUUUUAUUCGGUUUAAUCGGUUUAUAUACCAACCCAUGUCCAUAUACCGCGGUUUUUUAAAAAAUAACACCAGUUCGGUAUUACCAUAUCCAAACCACUUUCUCUAUUUCAGUUUGAUUCGAUUUUAGUUGGUUCAGUUUUACCAUAUUUAUCUUAGUUCUCGCCAACUUAAUUAUAUAUAUGAUAGUUAUUGAUUUUUCAGUUAUCCUAUAUAUAUGUUUAUUAUUUUUAUAUCAUAAUAUGUAAAAUAAAUAAUACUACUUAAAAUAAUAUAUAUAUAUAUAUAUAUAUAUAUACUAAUUAAGUACAUCAUAUUUAACUUAUAUUUUAUCUACAAUUAUUAUUAAUAUAUAAAUCGUACAGUUUCUACAAUCUUCAAUACCAAUCAGACUUUCAAAAAUAUUUAAAAUUAAAAUAGCUAAAAUUCUAAAACUAAAGUCUAAAACAACAAUCUUGACCAAUAAGAACCACAAUCGAAUCUCAUAUUCAUAAGAAAAAUAAAUGGCAUCAUGGACCUUGUAAAAGGGUUUAGGUGAUAGGUAUCUUGCUAAUUAGCUUUGAUAAUUUUAAUUUUUUUUUGUUCACUUGAUAAGUUUAAUUAAGUUAGUAUAUAUAUUCUCAGAUCUUCUCACUUUGACUUUUUUUGGUUGUGUUACCUCGUUUGUCUGUACUCUGUAUGUUGUUUCCUUCUUCAUCAAUUUUCUUAAUUUUUGUUUUUGUUUUCUCAAUUUCGAAAACCCUAAAAAUUAAUUUCAUUCUCGUUUUCGCAGCAAUGAACAACAACUAAGAUCCGAAAAUCUCUCAACAAUUCUACCAUCUUUCUUCUUUACUGACCAAGUCUUACCUUUUAUCCUCGGAAUCAACAAUGUUCAUCUAAGUAGUUUGUGUUCAGAUCUACAAACACUCUCUGCUAUUUGAUCUUAGCUUUUAUAUAUGCUCCACAAUUGGUCUCAAACUGCAUUGUGGAAUCGUUACAGUGUUGCUGCUCUCUGAGUCAUGGGCUGCAUUUGCUCCAAAGGAGUAAGAACUAACGACGAUUACAUCGAAACUUGCAAGAAACAAUCGAGAAACCACGAGAAUCUUGAUUCGGACAAAACAAGCGUUAACGGAAGAAACGAAGCUACAUUCAGGCUAAUACCUAACGGCAACAAGAACGUCCUCUCUGAUGACGACGAGGAGAAGGAGAGCUUUGUGUCUCAGAAAGAAGCAACAGUGAAGUUACUAGAAACAAAUGUAGGACCAUUACAGCCAAGAAUGAGUAGAAUCGGUAACGGAGACAGAACAGCUAAGGUUGUUGCUGGUUGGCCUUCUUGGUUGGUUUCAGUUGCUGGCGAGGCUCUCAAUGGUUGGCUUCCUCUCAGUGCUGAUUCCUUUGAGAAGUUAGAGAUGAUUGGGCAGGGAACUUAUAGUAAUGUAUAUAGAGCACGUGAUCUUCAAACGAACCAAAUCGUUGCUUUGAAGAAGGUUCGGUUUGCUAACAUGGAUCCUGAGAGUGUUCGGUUCAUGGCUAGAGAGAUAAUCAUACUCCGUAGGCUUAACCAUCCAAACGUUAUGAAACUCCAAGGGAUCAUCAUUUCAAAGGCUUCAGGGAGUAUGUAUCUUGUGUUUGAGUACAUGGACCAUGAUCUUACAGGGCUUGCUUCAACCCCUGGGAUUAAGUUCUCUCAAUCACAGAUUAAGUGCUAUGUGAAGCAGUUGCUGCUUGGGUUAGAACAUUGCCAUAGCUGUGGUGUGUUGCACCGUGACAUCAAGGGAUCGAAUCUUCUGCUAGACCGUGAUAAUAAUCUCAAGAUUGCUGAUUUUGGUCUCUCUACUUUUCGCCAACGGAAACAGCCUCUGACUAGCCGUGUUGUGACCUUAUGGUACCGUCCUCCUGAGCUUCUGCUUGGUUCUACAGAUUAUGGAGUUACGGUUGAUCUGUGGAGCACAGGAUGCAUACUUGCUGAACUCUUUACUGGAAAGCCUCUUCUUCCCGGGAGAACAGAGGUUGAACAAAUGCACAAGAUCUUUAAACUCUGUGGAUCACCUUCUGAAGAGUAUUGGAGAAGAUCAAGAUUGCGGCAUGCAGCUAUCUUUAAACCUCAACAUCAGUACAAGCGAUGUUUAGCUGACACGUGUAAGGAUCUUAUCCCUCCUUCUGCUUUGGCUCUCCUUGAGGUUCUUUUAGCUGUAGAGCCAGAAUCACGUGGAACCACAUCUUCUGCUCUUCAAAGCGAGUUCUUUACAACAAGGCCUUUUCCAAGCGAGCCAUCAAGUUUACCGAGAUAUCAUCAGCCAAGGAAAGAGUUUGAUAUCAAGCUUCGUGAAGAGGAAGCAAGACGAAGGAAAGGUGCGAGCAAUAAACAGAAUGAAGCCAAACGUUUUUCAAGAGAAUCCAAAGCUGUACCUGCUCCUAGUGCCAAUGCUGAGCUACUGGCGUCAAUACAGAAACGUCUAGGGGAGACUAACCAGACAAGCGUGAGUGAGAAGUUCAAUCCUGAAGGAGAUUCUGGUUUUGGCUUCCGGAUCGAACCACUGGAGGGUAUUACUACUGCACCAAAUCUUAACGGAUCAAGCCAGCUGAGAACACAAAGGUCUUAUGUGCAACGUGGGGGAGCCCAAUUGUCAAGAUUCUCAAACUCUGUAGCACCUAAUAGAGAUGGUUCACAGUUUGGUAGUGUGAGAGACGCGUUAGUGAAUCAACGCUGUCUUGAAGAUGGUUCAGGGAAUUGCAAUUUGUCCCAAAGGUUGCUUGAGAAACCUAAUGGUUUGAAGAAAGAAGAUGACUCCUCAUCAUCUAGCAAAGAAUCAAUACCGGGCUAUGGAGGUGGGAAGAGAGAGAGGAUUCAUUACUCAGGACCAUUGAUUCCAGGAGAAGGAAACUUGGAUGAGAUGUUGAAAGAACACGAGAGACAGAUCUUGUUGGCUGUACGUCGAGCUCAAUCUGAUAAGGCUAAGAGGGACGAUAACAUUCAGGGCCGCCGAGCCUCCCUUAUGGGUAAUGGAAGGAUCAUCAGACGAGCUGCUCACCGCCUUUCUUCUCAGUCUUUUCUUGUGCUGCUGGUCCAUGUUUCUUUUCGAUUUUACUGUCUGCAAUUCUCUCUCGAGGGCUACACAAGACUCUUCCCAGAUAGUGAGAAGCAAUUGCCAAUAAUAUGAUUGCUAUGACGAUCAAACACCAUUCCCAGAUUGGAACUUCCAUUUUCUUGGUCACACAGAGAGGAAGAGAGAAAGGUGCUUGAACGUUGUUGGUACUGUUGACCAAAAGACAGAUGAUUGUGAAGAAAUGAUACGCAACGACUUGUGGAAGGUAACCAAUUUUAUAAACUUUCAUAGAAGAAAGAAAAUUUAUAUAAUUUUAAAACCUACAUAUGACAAGAGGACAAUAAUAUAGUUCAGUAGACCUACCAAUAAUGCCUACAAUUCUACAUUAAUAAAUUUUGACGCAAGCAAGUUAAUUAGAGAUACUCUUCAUAUCCACAAAAAAAAUGUAAGAAUGAUUACAAAACUCAUUAAUCUUCCUUACUGUCUUUUGAGUUUACUUUCAUCAGAAUUCGAAACCCUGGAUGUGUAAACAUCUAGCUUGAAAACAGAUCCCAAAUCAUAGAAGUAAAAAUGUGGAAGACUACUCAAAUGACUAAAGUACAGUUUAUAGCUUAACUGGUGAUCCAUCUGACUACUAAAAUGAGUAAAAUUUCUGGAAGAUCCGAGAUCAAACAAGGAAAACGGAAAUCACUAUACUAUUAUUUGAAAGGAGAGGCAUGCCACAUCAAAUUAAAAAAUAAACCAAUAGAUAACAGCUAACUGUCCAUUAUAACCUAUAUUAUCAUUAUUUCUUCAAUUUUCGUCUCCGUAGCCACUAUGCUUUCAACUUACCGUCUUUUCCACUUCUUUCUCCAUCUUCUUCAACUUUUAGUCCCUCCUCACUAAUUCAGUUAUAAUUGCAUUCCUCAGAUGAAAGACAAAAACUUCAUGGAUCACUUUAACUUCCCCUCUCUUACCAUAUAUAUGCCAUGUAGCCAUCCGAACCGCUCAAAUUACCACCAACAAACUGCUUCCUCUCAGAGAUCUUUCUUUUCUUUAAAAAUAAAAUAGCAUUUUACGGUUUUGGCAGAAAAUACGUUUUUAUGGGUUUGGUGGAAAAUACGUUUUUGCGGUGAAAGUACGUUUUGCGGUUUUGGCGAAAAAUAUGUUUUUGACGAAAAAGUGCGUUUUGCGGGUUUGACGGAAAGAGUUUUUUUCGCGAUUUUGGUAGGAAAAGUGCAUUUUUGCAUUUUUGACGGGAAAAGUGCAUUUUUGCGUUUUUGGCGGGAAAAUGCAUUUUUCUGUUUUUGGCGGAAAAUAUAUUUUCCGGCUUCGGCGGAAAAAUAUGUUUUUUCGGUUCUGGCGGGAAAAUACGUUUUUUCCUGUUUUGGCGGGAAAAUACGUUUUUCAAGUUUGGGCGGGAAAAUGCGUUUUCCAGUUUCGGUGAAAAAAUAUGGUUUUCCGGUUUUGGCGAAAAAUGUGUUUUUUCAGUUUUGGCGGGAAAAUGCGUUUUUCGGUUUGACGGAAAAAUACAUUUUUGGUUUUGGCGGGAAAAUAUUAUUUUUUUUUGGUUUUGGCGGGAAAAUAUUUUUUUCGGUUUUGGUGGGAAAAUGUGUUUUACCAGUUUUGGCGGAAAAAUGCUUUUUCGGUGUUGGCGGGAAAAUACGUUUUUCGGUUUUGGCAGGAAAAUACGUUUUUUCAGUUUUGGCGGGAAAAUAUAGUUUUCAGUUUUGGCGGAAAAAUGAGUUUUUUUUUUCCGGUUUUGCCGGGAAAAUGCUUUUUGCAGUUUUGGCCGAAAAAUGCUUUUUGUUGGGGAGGGGCGGGAAUAUGUAUUUUUGGGUUAUGGCGGGAAAAUGCAUUAUUUCCGUUUUGGAGGUAAAAUGUGCGGUUUACUGGUUUGACCGAAAAAUGUGUGUUUUAUGGAAAUAUGCAUUUUAUGUUUUUUGAGGAAAAAUGCAUUUUGCGGUUUUGGCGAGAAAGUAUGUUUUCAAUUUUUGUGGAAAAUAUAUAUUUUUCGGUUCUGACGGAAAAAUGUAUUUGCAAAAAGUAGAAUUUACGGUUUGAAAAUAAUAUUUUAACUUUAAAUGGUCAUUUUUAUCAUUUAUCAUUUUUGACUGAAAUAGAUGCAUCUGCAUCCAGAUGCACCAUCAAGACUCACAUUCAUUUGGAUGAGAAUUUGAGAUGGGUUUUCAAAAAAUUCAGCUGGGUGAUCCAUCUGGAGGUAGCAUUAUAAUGCACAAAACGAACAUUGAUUUGCAUCUUCAUUCAGAUGGAUCACCUGGUUGAGCAAACGAACUAACGCCUAUAUGCCAUGUAGCCAUCUGAACCCCUAAUACUGCUCAAAUUACCACCAACAAACUGCUUUCUCUCAGAGAUCUUUCUUUUCUUUCCCAAAGGUCUAGAGAGAUCUCAGACGUGGGCAACACCAAAUUUGAGAGGAUUAUGAGGCACCGAUAGUAUGUUUCCAUGGACUUCAUCGUUUUAUCAAUUUAAUUAAAACUUUUUUCAAAAGUUAAAAAUAUCCACGGAAGUGUAAGAUUGAUUAAAAAAACUCAUCAAUCUAACAAUAAUCCUUUUAAAUUUACUAUCUUCAGAUUCAAAAACAAGGAGGAUCAAAAUCUUGCUUUCUAAACAAGAUCACAAUUCAUGAGAGUAAACCAUACUUAAGGACUUGGCAUUUGUAGAUUAACCGGUGUACCAUCUUUGGUAAACAAAAGAUUAAAAAAGUAAACUACGGUGAUGAUUGGUUCGACUGUGAGUCUGUGACUGUAAAAAUUUAGCUUUAAAAGUUUAGUUGUAGGUAAGUUGGUUGUGGUUGUAAUGUAAAAUAUAUCUUUUAUGCAGAGAUUUUUGUUGUAGUUAAAUUUUUUGUACCUUUAAACUAUAGACUGCAUAUAUUUUAAAAUAAAAUAUGUGAUGUAUAUAUAAAACUAUACUUUAUCGAUUAAAAUAAUUUCUAUUAAUAUUUUUUUUUAUAAAUGAUCAAAGUUUGUUGUUGUUUAAAAUGUGAUAUGUAAAUAAUAUUUAUGUUAUUUAAAAUAUUUCAAUAAUUUAACCCCAAAAUUAAAUUAAAAUAUUUAUAGAUAUUUUUACGAUGAUUAUCUAAUUAUUUGAUAUUAUAAUAGAUUUUAUUUUACAAAUUUUACAGCCUAUAAAAGAAAGAUCUAGGUUCUUUUGCCUAAAAUACAUAAAACAAAUUCGCUUUAUUAUUUUUGUUGAAGCUUUGAAGUUCAAAUUAAAGCAUGAUUGGUAAAAAUUAAUAGAAACUUGAUGUAUGUUUUAAAUUUUAAAAUAAAACUACACGAUGUUUUUGAUAAACUUUAGUGAUUUAAAAAUAAAUAAAGCUAAAGGAGAUAAAACUCAACCAAUCACCUAGUUUACCGUAACGAAGAAUAUUCUAUACCGACCGUAUCCAAUCCUACACGAAAAGAGAGCCCUACUGUUUGAUCCAAAAAUGGUGUUUAUGCUGGUGAUUUUUGUUGAAUCAAUACAAUAAAAGAAUCUAAAAAUAAGAAUUAGAUUAUUGAGGCUUAGGAGAAAUCUUUAGAUGAAAUCAAAAGGGAAAAAAAAUAUAAAAGAGAUUUCAUUGAUUAAAGGCUCAUCACCAAGAUGAUUACAAAGUAAAGUGAACCUUAGAAUACAAAAUCUCUAUGAAAAUAUGUUCUUAAAGUCUAAGAAGAGGAGAAGAUCCUUUCUCAGAAGGAGGUAGCUCCUUAUCUAUAGAAAGAUGAAGCCUAGGGCUUUCCGGCAAUAUGGGCCUAGUUCAAUGUCUAAUGGAUCUUGAGGAGGAUGUAAAUACAUCUUCAACAGUAAGUCCCCCCAAGUUCGUUAGUUUACGAAUAGGAUUUAUUAGACAAUUAACUAGACACACUCAUGCCUAUGAUGGUUUAGACAAGUUUAUUUCGAAUUUGUGCCUAGUAAAAAGCGAGUUUGCUUUAAACUCGUGCUUAGCGAAACACGAGUUUACUUGACUCAUGCUAAGACAGAGGCGAGUUUACUGAGAACUUGUGCCUAGUGGAAGGAGAGCUCCUGUAAACUCAUGCCUAGCCAAAGAUGAGUUUUUGUAAACUCGUGUCUAACAAUAAGCGAGUCGACCGCAAACUCGUGCCUAAUAAAAAGCAAGUUCAAUUUAAACUUGUGCCUAAAAUACACGUUUACCGAACUAUUGCCGAUCCGAAGUCUCGUGUUGAGAUCGUGUGUGCCGAGCAAGUUGUUGGCUUGUGUGUUUGUCAGGCUAUGAUGAUGUUAAAAAUAAGAAUUAGAUUCUUCAGGCUUAGGAAAAAUCUUUAGAUGAAAUCAAAAGGAAAAAAGAAUAUAAAAGAGAUUUCAUUGAGUAAAGGUUCAUCACCAAGAUGAUUACAAAAUAUGUUCUUAAAGUCUAAGAAAAAGAGAAGAUCCUUUCUCAUAAUUUAUAGAAAGAUGAAGCCUAGGACUUCCUAGCAAUAUGGGUCUAGUUCAAUGUCUAAUGGACCUUGAGGAGGAUGUAAAUCCAUCCCCAACACCUACUUUACAUUUUUAUUUUGCAGGUUGUAUUAACCAUUUUGCUCUCACGAAGAAUCGCAGUUGCCUUGUAGUUUAAGAGAGCAUGAUGUUGUCUCGCUGGUCGUUUGAGAUGUCAUGGUCUGGGCCAUUUAACAUUCUCAGUGGAGGAGGUGCUCUAGUGUAAUGGUGCAUGGACUUAAGAAGGACCAUGCUUUUAUAGCUUAUCAGGUGCAUGGUCUGAACGAUAGGAUAGCCUGAAUGCACAUGUUUUCUGGCGAUGGUUUAUAACCUUAUGGACAUGUUGAAACAUCCAACCCAGAAAUCUUUGAAAUCACCGUGAAACUUUUUAAGUAAAAUAUCAAGUCAAAUUUUAUCGGA